UAGGGGUGUACGUGCAGGGCCUGUAGCUGGGCUUUGCAUUCACACUGUCAAAAGUACAAGUUAGAGUACUAGAAAAUAUGGCUUGGGGCUCUGGCCUCUCUUGGUUGCAAAGGAAGUUCUAGGCAGGGCGGUUGGAGCAAGCUGGCUAAAAGCCAGCAAGUCCUGGGUUUUGAUAUUCAUCCUACCACAGACUCAGCUGACUGGUCUUGGGUACAUUACUUAAGCUCACUGUACCUCAGUUUCCUACCAGAUAAUGAAAUAAAGCUAUUUGCCAUUUCCUGUCAAGGAAUGGGUGGUGGCUAAGUAAUUUGCAGGACAAAUAAAUGCUGUCUGCCAGAUCAUUCUUGAACUGAGGUUAUAAGAUGGAUCUCUGUUUCUCCAUCAUUGCCAGGAGCUUAGCAUUUGUUUGACAGUGGAAGGGCUGAAGAUGCUGUGCAUCAGCACUUCUUUUGGGCAGGCUACAGCCAGGCACCAGUGGAGCUGGGAGACACAGAUGGAGGUCUGGCUGCAGAGGGGAAAUGGCACAUGAAUAGCUUUUGUUUGGCAGCAAAGGGAAUUUGAGGGGUCUGAAACUAUGCCCCUGUACAUUUGUUUGUGGCUGGAAACAUGCUUGGAAUUUGGGCUGGGAUUAGGAAAACAAGUUUCCAUUUCUGUAGAUCUGUGAGAGUAAGGCUGCUGAGAAGGCCCUAUGUUUUUUUGGCUGAAGUACCUGUGAGGAGUAUGACACAGAGCUGAGUGCUGCAGCCCUAACACUGCCUCAUUGCUGGUGCUGCUGGCUUGCAUGUCUGUGUGUUUGUGUGCUGCCUCUGUGCACAGGCACGCAAUGGCAUCUGUGCAUGCUGCUCUCUGUGCACGGGGGAGCACUGGGCUGGAGCUGACACCUUGCACACUCAGUGAGUGCACUGGGAAGAGCUGCCUCUGUCUGGGACUCGCAGCCCCACUGGCUGGGCAGCUUGGCAGAGCUGUCCUUGCUGGCCAGAGUGAGGUUCUCAAGGAGUGUGGCUUGUGGCACCUGCUUUGCCUUGUGCUCUCCAAUUCUUGCUUCUGGUUGCUGGGUUCCCCAGUGGGCAGAGUAUAGGUGCAAUUUGUCUGAUAGUACAUUAAUGAUUUUGGAGUUAUCAUUCUUAGAGAAAUUUGUUAUGUCUGGUAUUUUGUCCUGUGAUGCCAGUAACAUGCCUUGUGUCUACACAGUUCUGCUUCUUAGAGUGCCCAGGUAUUACUGCUGCCAUUGGGCUCAGGUUUAUAUCAUGUAUGCACUUAAGCUGUCUCCCCUGGGCCGAAGUCAGGAUCUCUUGAGUAUGGAAACCAGGAGCUACAGCAGCUCUAAUGGUGCAGGUAGUUUCCAUGGUGUUAGCUGGGUGCUUUCCUGCACUUCACUGCAUAAGGGUUAUGUUCUUCAGGAGCUUGUACUAUCAUAUACAAAACUCGACAUACCACAAAAUUCAGCUGUGCACUGUUUUCACAGUGAACGUUGCUUUUUUAUCUGCAAUACAAUGAUUGUAUCUCCAGUCUUGGUUUCGGAGGAAGCUGCCUGACAAACACGCUACCAGGGGGCAGGAGGUUAUAGCAUCAGGUAUGCCAUGGAGUGGAAUCCUGGGACCUGUUCAUCUCCUUUACAUGCAGUAUGUUGCUACAGAGCAACUAUUCAGCAGGAACCAUUGAGAGCAGCAAGCAAGACUACAAGGAAAUAAGGGGACCGAGAGAUAUAAAACACUUGUCGAUGGUGAUGUCUUCACCUUGGGAUGGAAAGUCUUGUCUGUCAUAUGAUGAACAGCACGAAAUCGUUGGGACUUCUCUGUCUACCUAGCCUGCUGUGUGUCUGGAGGGCCCAGAAAUGCCGUGCAGUGCCCUGACGAGGAUAAUCGGAGAAAACACCGGCUCCAAGAACGGGGUGAGCCAGCAGAAUGAGGAGUCAGGCUGAGACAUAGCAGACACCUUACUGGGACUUCUUCACAGGGACUGCAGUGGUUGGGAGGAGAGGAAUGAAAGGGACAGCAGGUAUGCAGCUUUUUCCGCAGUUGCCUGCAGCUGGGGUCUGAUUUGGCAGGCUACGGGCUGGGGAACUGCCUUUUGGAUUUGCAUAAACACGACUGUGCAUAUAUGACUGGACAAAUUUGAUGGGAGGAUGGUGCCUUCUUCUUCCUUGCAUGGCCACUCCAUCUUCUCUCCCUUCUUGGACUGACCAGGGCGAGUGACAGCUGCCGAUCUCCCCUCCUUGGCUUGCUUGGUGUCUCCUCUUUCCAGGAUUACUUUCCAGGCUUGGCAUGGCCCUCAUUCCACCUAGCUCUCACAACAACAUGAUUUGCUGUCCUCACUUAGGACAGAAUCACAAUACUUGGCAAUCAGAGCAACCAGCUAGGAGAUUGUAUGGUUACAAACCGAAACAGUUUUAAAUAGAAGCUGAUAUGUAAGGAAACUCAAAAUAAUACUGACAUGACAAAAAUUGUGGUAAAAAUUAUCACAAAAGUCUUUCUGUGCAUGGUCGCUACUCACACAGUUUUAAUAAGUCAUUUCCCCUGCAGCACAUAAAUGGCUCUUAAGAAUACAAUUUUAUUUUGCCAUGUGGUGUAUGAAAAACACACCUGAUAAAGUGCUAACAAACAGACCAGUAAUCAUGGAAUAUACUUAUUGAAAAAUAAAAUGCAGUUAGAUUAUUUGUGUGGAGAUGCCUUAAUUGAUUCAAUUUGGUCUUCAUUUUCUCUCAGAGUAUGCAGUAUAAAAGUUUAAAAACUCUAAGCAAUUCAUCUGUUCUUGCAUUCAUCUGUUACUGUGCUGUCAUCCCAUCAGUCAUGGACCACUUGCUGUCUUUGUGCUUGCCAAAAUUUGUUGCAGGUAUUAGCAUGCACUUCUCUCUCCUUGUUAUCCACAAGCUGCUUUGCUUUUUAUUGCUUGUGCUCUCUGCAACUGAUGCUUAUUUUAGAACUCUGGGGAAGAGCUUCUGUUAGUCAGAUUAAUUCCUGCUUCCGAGCUCUAUUUAUCAUGGUUCCAAUAUCCCACUAAUCCUCUAUUUCCUUCUCUCUCUCUAACACACAAGUUCUGUGCUCUUUCGUGUUCCUUGGAUUCUCCUGUCUAUAAUAUUCCCAUUUUGAGGGAAAAUUAUCUUGCAAGAAAUAGCACCCAGCAUUCACAACUGAGCAGAAAUGUUACUUGCAUCAAAUCCCUUGGUUCUGAAGGGCUCCAUGGACUGCCAUUAUUAACCCUUUCAAUUGUGUUGUUUUUCAUUUCAGUAACCACUACAGCAGUGUGGACAACCCAGAAUAGCCAUGGGGCAGGUGGAAUAGAUCCACAGUGGUGGAAAGACUUGCAAAUUUCAGGUCCAGGAACACAGAGAAGACCUACAUGAACAGGGACUUUAAAUUGAUGUACAAGGAGGGAAUAAACUGACUCAUCUCUGAGAGACCGUUCUGUUUAGGAAGGAAGGCAGGAAAAUGAUGUAGUCCCUUUGGAUUUUGUUUUGUGGAUUUUGGGGUGGGAGUUGUUUGUUUCUGUGUUUAUUUUCCAGAGCACCUGGGAGUUAUCCUGCAGUCAUACAGUUCAAGAAGGGAAGGGCUCAGGGCUGAUACCCUAGCAGUCAUGCCUGUCCAUGUUACACAGUACCACAGGGCUGUCCCCUACCUCCACCACUGCUCACUUGGCAUCCCACUCAUUCACAGCACUAUGGAGAAGAGAAUGGAAUACAAGGCAGAGGCAUUUGUGUGAUCUCUCUUGUCCUACAUCUCUAGCUGUUUGUGAACAACUACAGUGACUUGUUUUGGUGUUGUGGUCAGCCUGCAGCGCUUUUUGUAUUUAAUAAAGAAACUUCUGGAGAAGAGUCUGUGAAUUCACUAUUGAGCAUAACAUCCUUUACUUAUGGCAGUGAUUCUAAAGCUGUUGCCUGUCUAACUCCUCUUCCAAAUGAAUGGAAGUGUACCCAAAGUGGGGUGGAGAUGGGGGUGUCUGUCUGUGAGCAGGUAUGUGCAGAAACAUCAAAAGUAUAACCCUGGACCUAUCAAGUAUUGAAGCUGUAAAGCUUCAUCAAAGCAGGACUUAGUCCAUCAGUAGAUGAACAGGACAUGCUUUCCUAAGUUCUUUUGUACACUGUUAUUAUAAUACAUAAGAAAUUUUGUAGAAGUGGAAGACAGAAUUUUUCCAUGUUUGCCUUUCCCAGUCCUGUGAUGUUUUUAGAUACAGGCUGGGGAGGAUGCACAGGACGUGGCCUGCUAACAGCACGUGUUUGGUUAACAGCUUGCAUUGCUGGCUGUAAGCUGGUUGUUCUCUGCACUGUGCUGAGUCAAUGCUCACUGGGCUCUGAGGGUGUUGUACAGAGGCUAAAGGCACACACAGCUGCUCUCAGUUACUGUGACUGAUGCCAGUGUUCCUUAUGAGAGGAGUUCCUUCUGUCUCCUUAGAUAAAGAUCCCAGCUCUUAAAUCCUGCAGAUUGUCUGCAUGGUUUGUAUAGCUGAGCAGGAACCUGCCCUGCCUUUGGACUCUAGGCUGCUGCUCAGUGAGAGUAAUCUGUGUGAAAGGGAAAAGGUGGAAGAAAACAAACAUGUCAUUGCUUCCACGAGCAGCCUCAGUAGCAUUUGGGAAUUCUGUUUUGGAACUGUCAAAGGUAGUAGUACAAUUUCCAUCAUAGUUUUACAUCUGUCCUGUGUUCUGCAGGUGUCCUCAUUUCACUGUGCUUUCUCUCUCUUGCAAUGCUUUUUUGGUCUAUGGACUUUUAUCCUGGUGGUUUGUGGGUUUCUGCUUCUUGAAGAGGCACUGGAAUUCUGUGGUGUCUGCUGCUUGUACAGUCUGUAUCUCAGUCCCACCAAUGUGAGGUUGUGGUCCAGAUAUAAAGACAGCGCUCUAGGUCACAAAAACUAUUCAGUGCUGGAAUGGCUUCUGAAAGGGUGUCACAGCAGUAAUGAUGGUCGCUGCUGCUUUCAAUGACAAAUAGACUUGGUGCUCCUUAGCACCUCUGCUCAGGCACACGGAUUGUGUUCUCAAAUCUUCUCUAAGCACCCUUUCUCACAUUUCUGAAACAAAUUAUAAAAGCCUUCAAAUGCUUUUGGAAACAUACAUGGGGACAUUGGGAACUAAAACUCUUCUACCACAGUCUCAGUGAAACUUCUGAAGGUCUUUGAAAUCUUCCAUACAUUAUGGCUUUUUAAAGCCCUGCCAAAAUUGCAGGGUGAACCCCAAGGAAGGCAGUGUGAGUGGGAACAUGGAGCAACACUGGCUGGAACAGUUCAGCACGUGGGAAUGUACCUGUCCUUGUAACAGGACUGGUGCUCUCUCUCAUGAGUUCAGUUUUUUGGUUAUACUGGUGCCAGUUGUGGCCCUGUACUAAAAGGUAACAUUGUCUUCUGAAAGCUGUGUUUUGAUUUUAUGUGAAAAAUGCACUGCAUUUUCCUUGGCAUUUCCACAUUUGUGCUUUGAAUGGUUCUUGAGCACUUACAAAUCAGUUGAAAAAUUCAACCCAAAAGCCACCCUGCUGGCAACUUCAGCACCUUUCCCAAGCCUCCCAGCUCAUCCACUGGAAAAGCUAAAUCAUGACUACACCUGGAACAAUGUCAUUUGUUUGCUUUAAUAUGAAGGUUAAUGGUUGCCUUUUAUUCUCUGGAACCAAAACUUCUUUGAGCAGGUAUUUAUGUAAGUAGUUUUCAUUCAGAGCACAAAUAACUACUGUCUUUCAAGGUAUUUGCCAUCUCCCAUUUAGCUGAGGUACUAGUUGGUCGCUGCUUUCAACAAAACAGAUUGUUUUGUCCUAAACAUGAAUCUCAGCUCUCUGGGUUCAUUUCCCUUAGGUUUUUGUUUUGAGCACAUGAAGUGCCAAUGGGAUUUAUUUUAGUGAGAGCCAUUCCUUCCUGGGCAAGACAAGGUAGUUUUCUAUCCAUCAUAUACACAGGAGAACACCAGCUCUGAGCAUAGACACCUUCCAUAAGGGCAGCUUGUCCUCAUCCCUCCUGGGACAGAAGAAGGUGACAGCAUGCCAAGGACAACCCCUAGUUUUCAUACCAUUGUGGAGGUCAUGUGGGGUAGCACCUCCUUAGGGAGGUGCUAUUUUUGUGCAAAAUGCCUGCUAUAGCUAGGAAUAAGACUUAAUAAUAUAGAAGAGCUAUACAAUACUAUCCGUGAUCUGCUGUAGUCCCAGGGGCUUCUCCCCACCCUGAGCUGUGCUGGAGGAUAUUGGUGGAUAGCUUGGCAGCAGCAAGAGCCACCUGGCUAUUUAUGGCAGAUGUAAGGAGUCACAGGUGCUUUGUGCUGGAGUGGCACACACAUAGUAUGCAGAGGGCAGCUCAGUGCUGCAUAUUGCCACUAGUGAGACUCUUCUACAUCCAGGCACUGGACUCACAUCAGCAGGUGCCACAGGCACCUACAGGGUAGGCAAGCAGAGAAGUGACCUAAGUGCUUUCCAAGAGGUGACUCCAGAGGUUCUGCACAGUGCAGGGGAGCAAGUCUUUGCAGGGCUGGAGGAGCAAGCCCGCCAAGCCAUGAUGAAAAACAACUUUCCUGGAACUCUUGGGGACCAAAGGCCAACAAUUCAUCCACUGCAAGACCCUGACUCCAGCAGCAGUGGCAGCGAUGAUGAGGAAACCACUCAGGAUGAAGUUUCUUCCCAUACAUCUGAGGAAGAUGGCUCAAUGGUGAAAGUGAAGAAGGAAUUAGAAAAUGUAGAACGACCCGUGGCUGGAACGCCACUGAUAAGAGAAAAUGAGGUGCCUGAGAGUGUGAACGCUGAGCCCAUGCUGGGACUGUCACAGUGCCCCCUCUGCCAGCUGGAGUGUGGAAGCAGAGAUCAACUCAUUGCACACGUAUACCAGCACACUGGAGCGGUGGUGAGUGCCAAGAGCUACCUGUGUCCUGUGUGUGGCAGAGCCCUCAGCUCCCCAGGAUCCCUUGGGAGACAUCUCCUGAUCCACUCAGAGGACCAGCUGUCCAACUGUGCAGUUUGUGGAGCACGCUUCACCAGCCACGCCACCUUUAACAGUGAGAAGCUGCCAGAGGUGCUGAGCGCGGACCAGCUGCUGGCCCCGCAGAGCCAGGGCCCCUCCGGCGCCGAGGGGAAGGAUGUUGCCUUUUGCGCCCCCGUGUAUCCCGCGGGCAUCCUGCUGGUGUGCAACAACUGCGCGGCGUACCGCCGGCUGCUGGAGGCGCAGAGCCCCGGCGUGCGCAGGUGGGCGCUGCGGCGGCAGAAGGAGCCGCUGGAGGUGCGGCUGCAGCGCCUGGAGCGCGAGCGCACGGCCAAGAAGAGCCGGCGGGACAAUGAGACGCCCGAGGAGCGGGAGGUGAGGCGCAUGCGCGACCGCGAGGCCAAGCGGCUGCAGCGCAUGCAGGAGACGGACGAGCAGCGUGCGCGGCGGCUGCAGCGGGACCGCGAGGCCAUGCGGCUCAAGCGCGCCAACGAGACCCCCGAGAAGCGCCAGGCGCGCCUCAUCCGCGAGCGCGAGGCCAAGCGGCUCAAGCGGCGCCUGGAGAAAAUGGAUAUGAUGCUGCGGGCGCAGUUCGGCCAGGACCCCUCUGCCAUGGCCGCUCUGGCGGCUGAGAUGAACUUCUUUCAGCUGCCGGUGAGCAACGUGGAGCUGGAGAGCCAGCUGCUGGGCAAGAUGGCCUUCGAGGAGCAGAGCAGCAGCGCGCUGCACUGACCGCAGCCCGCGCUGCGCCUGCGCUGCACAGCCGGGCUCUGCGCCGGGGCCCUGCCGAAGAACAGAGCUGCGAGAUGCCUGCCGAAGCAGCUCUGCUGGGAGCAGAUUCUGAGGACACAGUCUGCUCUGGGGGCCAAAGUCACAGCCUGUGACAGAACGAAAAUAAAUUAAUGUAUUAAUUAACAUUAAUUAAUGUUCACAUGUAUUGGUCCCCUUCUUUACCUUUUGUGCUUUGUCCUGUUUUUGGGCACUUGCCCUGUAAAUGGGUCUAAGUUGCUGCAGUUCUGCUGUAGGUGAAACCCACCUCAAUAAAAAAGGAUCUUGUUUACUGCA
Messenger RNA from Oenanthe melanoleuca, 7941 nucleotides. It is a transcript of the gene ZNF821, whose product is annotated as zinc finger protein 821. NCBI's taxonomy places the organism in Eukaryota, Metazoa, Chordata, Aves, Passeriformes, Muscicapidae. Bases 6457 to 7608 code for a protein of 383 amino acids. Gene Ontology annotation, cellular component: nucleus. Gene Ontology annotation, molecular function: DNA-binding transcription activator activity, RNA polymerase II-specific; RNA polymerase II cis-regulatory region sequence-specific DNA binding. The transcript is spliced from 6 exons. The record is from RefSeq and is a predicted model, not a curated record. Gene Ontology annotation, biological process: regulation of transcription by RNA polymerase II.